ACAGACCCCAUUUGAAUCCAGAAUAUCCAAAAUAAUAUUAGUGUGUUGCCACUUAAAGACGUUAGUGUAGGAUACAACUCUGUAUCUUACCAUCACUCAUCUCCAUUUUUAAGUCUUGGAGGGAAGUUUAUUAGUGUGCAGGAAUUUUCGGCUAUUUUACCAUAAGUUGUUGAAAUGCGAACUCAUUCAAGGAGUGGAAUAUUACUAUCCCGGGCACUUUCUGCCAUUAUAUUACUCCUACCGACAUUUACCUCAAAAUCCAAAGUCAAUGCAGAUUAUUUGAGGCAUGCAAAGGGAAAGGGGAUUAAGAUUGAAGGCCUUCAUAACGAAGAUGAAGGAUUCAAAAGAGGAAGUACGGUUGAUGUUGUGUCCAAUGGCAACAAAAUUGAACAACCUGAGGAAUGCCAGUCUAAUUGCCCCCCAGGAUAUUGCGAUUUGAAGACAAGCAUCGUUUGGGGGUUAAUACAGCCACUUUCAUUAACAUACCCCUAUGUUCACAACGUACCUUUUAGUGAUCUCCAAGAAACUGAUGAAUCUUCCAACAAAAAUCUAGAAGAUGUUAUUGAAGAAGCAGACCCUAUGGAAGAGUAUGCUGGUGAGCAAUUUGCUGGCCUUGGUAUUAUCGACGCCAUUCAACGCAAGGAACUCUAUGAACUCACAGGCGUCACUGCUGCUUGUCUUAAGCUGUUUGGCCACUUCUACAGAGUUUCCGCUAAGGGUGUACCAGUGGACCCAAAAGCUCCCAUUAGGAAGUACAUGUUCCUGAAAUUCAUUCCCACAGAUGAUGUCACUUUCGGGCGCGUCAUCAACUGGAUGAGCAUCUGCUUUGUCUCAUACGCAUUUAUCGCUAUGUUAACCUUUAUAGGAACAACCAAGAAGCAUGAGGAGGUACAAAAGAAUAGUUGACCUCUCCAGAUUCUUGUCUGAUUCAUCAAAAUCAGUAGAGGCUUCAUGAGACCUGCAAGCGUAACAUAUCGUGUGUGUUUGGCACUACCGUAUAAUAGGCCAAAUAAGUAUACGCUGGCUUUGUUCAAGGCUGGUAUGGAGAUUUUAUACCCCUAAUCACUCCUGGCAUUCGACUUGAUCUAAAAGAUAUAUCUAUUAUGAUAUACACCAUAUGGAUAUUUUCGCCAAUAUGGGUAAAGCGUCGAAUGCUCCGAGGAGGAUUCCUAGAUCUUGUGGAAGGCGGGCUGCCAGACUAUUUUAAGCAGCCGCUCAUAUCCUAGCGCAAAAAUCGCGCUAUGUCGUUUGGCAGCAGCAAACGCACGAUAUUAUACGUGUGAAUCAUAAUCAUCUUCAUUGUGCAUGCAACAAAGGAUUUGUUGUAUCCAUUCAAGUGGCAUCUGUUAAUCGUCUUAACAGUGCGCAUAUCGUACACAAUAGAAGCCUAAUAGCAGGCUAAAUACGCAACAGCUCUAAUAUUUUAACGACUAUUC
Babesia bovis T2Bo is the source of this 1436-nucleotide messenger RNA. Its product is annotated as putative integral membrane protein. NCBI's taxonomy places the organism in Eukaryota, Apicomplexa, Aconoidasida, Piroplasmida, Babesiidae. The coding region runs from base 175 to 906 and encodes 243 amino acids. The record is from RefSeq and is a predicted model, not a curated record. The transcript has a single exon.